This is a messenger RNA of Dinoponera quadriceps, 3714 nucleotides long. RefSeq names its product DNA mismatch repair protein Msh2 (gene spel1). Gene Ontology annotation, cellular component: nucleus; MutSalpha complex. Gene Ontology annotation, molecular function: ATP-dependent DNA damage sensor activity; mismatched DNA binding; ATP binding. The record is from RefSeq and is a predicted model, not a curated record. Gene Ontology annotation, biological process: mismatch repair; mitotic recombination. Lineage: Eukaryota; Metazoa; Arthropoda; Insecta; Hymenoptera; Formicidae. The transcript is spliced from 15 exons. The coding region runs from base 775 to 3540 and encodes 921 amino acids.
UUAUAAUUUACCAGAAUAGCGUAUGAUAGCGUUUAAAACAUUCUCCGACAUGCAAUCCCGGUUUUCUGUCGCAGGUUUCGCGUAUAUAUGUAGUCUCUCUUCUGCCACCCGGAAUAUUUUUUGUUUGAACAUACUGUGCAAUUUUUGUGUUUACGCUGCGGAUGCAGUGUAAUUAUAUGUAAGGUUCCAUCUAAUCGCUGUUCCUUGUCGCUGGACGAUGGUCGUCCUGUUUUUGUUGUGAGACGCAAGUCCCCAACAAGUCCGAGCGAAAGUUCUUCUCUAAAUUGUUUGUGGGAAAUCUUCUUGUUGUUCGAAUUAACAGUAGAUGCUUUGUACGAAAUAAAAGCAUUAACAAUAGACGCUUCCAAUCCCCGGAAAAAGAGAACUUUGCACUGAUUGGUCAAUUAAGUUCUAGUUCUUAUCGAAAAACGGCAUGUUGAUUGGCUACUACGCGAAUUUCCGCCGCGUGGCAAACGUGUGGUAAGCCUGUGAGCAGAAGCCAUAAACCUUAAGAAAUUGACCAAUCACAGCCGAAUGUGAGGAAUGAUAGUCGACUGUGAUUGGUCUAUUUCUUAAGGCUUAAGGCUUAAAGCGCCUAUUAUAGACCGGGACUUAUUGCACUAAUUCAACAGUGCAGCUAAAAAGAAUAGACCACUAAAGUGCAUGAACAGUGAAUGAACGUCUGUAACGUAUCAUUGCAGUUUAAAAUAUUAUAAACAACAAUACCUUUUUUGCGUUUCGCUCGUUGCUUGCGUGUUCUAUUUCACUGUAACCAUGGUACAACCUACUCAACAAUUUAGCAUGGAUCCUCCGACGCAACAAGGAUUCGUUAGAUUUUUUAAAAGUCUUCCGGAGAAACUGGACACGACCAUACGGUUCUUCAAUAGAUCAGAAUAUUACACAGUUCACGGGAGUGAUGCUUUGUUUGCUGCGCAAGUAAUAUUUAAAACGACAUCUGUUUGCAAAAUGAUCGGAGCUGAGCCAUAUAAGACGGAAGGAGUUAUACUCAACAAAAGUCACUUCGAGACACUUGUGCGUGACCUGUUAUUGGUACGGCAAUACAGAGUUGAAGUUUAUGUCAAUCAGGGCUCCUCUAAAAAUCAAAAUUGGGUUCUGGAAUACAAAGGUUCACCGGGCAAUUUAUCCCCUUUCGAAGAUCUUUUAUUCGGCAAUAAUGAUAUAGCCGUAGGUGUGUCUGUAAUAGCUGUGAAACUUGGUACAGAGGGAAAAUCCAGAGUCGUCGGUUUAAGCUGUGUGGACGUGAUUUCAGCGUUAAUUUCAGUCGCCGAGUUUCAAGACAACGAGUCAUUUUCGAAUCUAGAAUCACUCGUCGUGACUCUUGCACCGAAAGAAUGUUUAUUGAUUCAAGGAGAAGGCAGUCACGAAUUUCAGAUUCUUAAACAAUUGAUGGAAAGAAACAACGUAUUGGUGACUCUGAAGAAAAAAAGUGAAUUUUCCAGUGACUCGAUCAUAGAAGACUUAAACACAUUGAUCAAAUUCAAGAAAGGACAAAAACAGAAUGCUCAAUCUCUACCUGAAGUUAAUUUAAAUAUAGCCAUGUCUGCUACAUCUGCUCUCAUCAAGUAUUUAGAUUUGACAUCAGACGAAGGCCAUAUGAAUCAGUUUGUCUUGAAACAAGUGGAGCAGUCGCGAUAUUUGAGAUUGGAUUCGGCAGCAAUAAAGGCUCUUAACAUCGAGCCGCGUGUCGAUUCGGUCUCGAAUUUGCAUGGGAAUCCCGCCGCUAGUAUCUUAACACUUCUAGAUAAAUGUAGAACCGCACAGGGCCAUAGACUAAUCGCACAAUGGGUUCGUCAGCCUCUCCGAGACUUAUCUCUGAUAAAAGAACGGCAUGACAUUGUUGAAUUAUUUGUGAGAAAUAAUGAAUUGAGAUCUGCUCUUUGCGAGGAUUAUCUGAGACGUAUACCCGAUUUGCAACAACUCGCCAAGAAACUAGCUAGGAAGAAGUCAAUGUUGCAAGAUUGUUACAAGAUUUACCUCUGUGUGUCGUACAUACCGAAGUUAUUGGAGCAACUUGCACCGGAGGCGAGUCUGGCCGCACUGAAAGCAAUGAUAACAGACCCUUUGAAAGAAUUAGUCGAGGAUAUGGAUAAGUUUCAACAGCUGGUGGAACAGACAAUUGAUUUAGACGCUGCUGAGAAAGGAGACUUCAUGGUCAAUCCAGGAUUUUCAGAAGAUUUCAAAGUUUUAAAAGAUGCCAUGGAUGAAAUAGAGGAAGUGAUACAACAGCAGCUCGGUAAAGUGGCGGACGAUCUCGACGCAGAAGCGGGGAAAGCGAUAAAGUUAGAAUCCAACCAACAAUUCGGCUAUUACUUCCGUGUCACAUUGAAGGAGGAGAAAAUACUUCGGAAUAAGAAGCAUUACAACAUAUUGGACUCCAACAAGGCCGGUGUGAGAUUCCGAAAUGGCAAAUUGAACGAACUGAACGACGACUUCAUUGCUGCCAGAAAUAAAUACAUGGAUAAACAGAAAGAUGUUAUUACGGAGAUUAUGGAAAUAGCAGCUGGUUACAGUGAAACAGUGCGUUCUAUCGGCGGUAUCCUGGCAUGCCUCGAUGUCCUCGCCGCAUUCGCCUCGGCCGCAGUGAGCGCUAACAAGGUGUAUGUGCGCCCUGAUAUGCUGUUGAGCGAGGAAGGUGAACUGAAUCUCGUUCAAGUUAGACAUCCGUGCCUGGAAAUGCAACAGGGAAUAGACUACAUUGCUAACGAUGUCAACUUUAAGCGAGAUCAGUGUCACUUCUGCAUUAUAACCGGGCCAAAUAUGGGAGGUAAAAGUACUUACAUCAGGUCUGUCGGCGUAACCGCACUGAUGGCUCACAUUGGUAGUUUUGUCCCCUGUGACAAGGCAACUAUAUCGUUGCUUGACUGCAUACUGGCUCGGGUGGGAGCCGAUGAUUCUCAGUCGAAAGGAUUGUCCACCUUCAUGAUGGAGAUGAUAGAAACCGCUGCUAUCUUAAAAACGGCAACGUGUAAUUCUCUCGUAAUUAUCGAUGAACUGGGCAGAGGAACAUCAACGUACGAGGGUUGCGGUAUAGCGUGGUCGAUAGCAGAACAUUUGGCGAAGGAGAUCAAAUCGUGCUGUCUGUUUGCUACACACUUCCACGAGAUCACCAGAUUAGCUGAGGAGAUACCCGCGGUAAAAAAUCAACAUGUCACUGCUCUCGUCGAGGACGAUAAAUUGACGUUACUUUAUAAAGUGAAACCGGGAAUUUGCGAUCAAAGUUUCGGCCUGCACGUCGCAAAAAUGGCUAGUUUUCCGCAGGAUGUAAUAGAGUUCGCCAAAAGAAAACAAGCAGAAUUAGAAAAUUAUCAAUGCGUAGUUUUCGAGGGAUCCGACAAUCCUCGUAAGAAGCAGAAGAUUAUUCAGGAAGCCGAAGAACUAAUUUUGCAGUUCCUCACGAAAUGCAGUUCUUCGGAUCGAUCAUUAUCCGAUACCGAUUUGGAAAAGCGGAUAUCAUCGCUGAAGGAGGACGUACUUUCUCACAAGAACUCCUACAUCGAAGCAUUGUCCGCCGCUUCUUGAAUAAAACUGAAAAUUCCUUGACAAUUGUCCGUCACCAGAAUGCGUUAUAAGAAAAAUGUAUAACGCGACGAGCAGUAUUAUUACUUUUGCAUUCCUGUAAGUCCCAAGUCGAAAGGCAAAAUCCUGUAUAGAUAAUUUUUAUUAAAUUUUUAUCAAACUGAUUUCUACGUCACA